Messenger RNA from Histoplasma mississippiense, 1011 nucleotides. RefSeq names its product mitochondrial acetolactate synthase small subunit. Gene Ontology annotation, biological process: branched-chain amino acid biosynthetic process. The record is from RefSeq and is a predicted model, not a curated record. The transcript is spliced from 2 exons. Gene Ontology annotation, cellular component: acetolactate synthase complex; mitochondrial nucleoid. Lineage: Eukaryota; Fungi; Ascomycota; Eurotiomycetes; Onygenales; Ajellomycetaceae. Gene Ontology annotation, molecular function: acetolactate synthase regulator activity. Bases 1 to 1011 code for a protein of 336 amino acids.
AUGGCUUUUCGACGGGUUUUCUCCCAGCCUUCGAGCCGUACUCUAUUGUCGUCACUGUCGACAUGUGGUGCUGGAGGCAGCCUAGCCCCUUCAUUGAAACCAUGCUUCAAUGCCCGCGCCUCCUCAAGCUCGACAUCCGCACUCGCCUACAAAGCUCUGCAUCGUCGGUCUCCGCUCCCUCUCCCAGUAGCCGAUAGCCCGACCUGGUCUGCUCCUGCUGCAGUCUCAUCAAUCCUCUAUGAGACGCCAGUACCCUCGACCAAACCUCCAAAACGCCAUGUGCUGAAUUGCCUGGUACAAAAUGAACCAGGCGUUCUCUCCCGGAUCUCCGGAAUUCUUGCGGCUCGGGGUUUCAACAUCGACAGCCUCGUUGUCUGCAAUACGGAAGUAGAAGACUUAUCACGGAUGACGAUUGUCCUUCGCGGAUUGGAUGGUGUGGUCGAGCAGGCCCGCCGCCAGCUGGAUGACCUUGUCCCAGUCUGGGCAGUUCUUGAUUAUACCGAUUCUGCCCUGGUACAACGCGAGCUCCUUCUUGCGAAAGUUAGUAUUCUGGGGCCUGAGGUGUUCGAAGAGCUUCUCCAGCACCAUCGUGAAAUUACAACGCCCGAAAACGAGGAAGUAUCUAGCUCAGCGGAACAACAGAAAAAUUCGACCCAGAGCGGGGCGGGAACGUUCAAAGGCAGCCAGCAUGCCAGUAACUACCACCCCAGCGGACUAGCUCAUAGCCAGGCACUUCGUCACAAACACGAACAUUUGAAGGCUAUUACCCACCUGACUCAACAAUUCGGUGGGAAGGUUUUGGAUAUCAGCACUAACAACUGCAUUGUAGAACUGUCCGCGAAGCCAAAUCGAAUCGACUCCUUCCUUAAACUAAUUUCUCCAUUUGGCAUCCUCGAAUCUACCCGAACAGGCCUGAUGGCCCUACCACGGUCUCCGCUUUCUGGACCAGAUGCAGAUAUUGAAAAGGAUGCAAGCGAAGUCGUUGACGCUAGUGCUCUUCCUCCCGGUUAA